GUUUUGUUUUAUGUAUUUUUGUAGGUGGAAGGUUUGCAAUCUUUUUUGUGUUUCAUCCUUCGCUUUCUGCCAAGCUGAAGGUUUCUUUCAGGUGAGAGUUUCUGGUCGUUACUUCAUAUCCUCCGUUCGGAGUAGAGAACGGUGUUAUCACCCCCGACUUCUGUGCAAAACAUACUGCAAUUUUAGCUGAGGCUAGGUUGACAACAAUAGGUAUGAGUCGACCUGUAGGCUUUCUAGCAAUCUGUUUCCUCGGCUUGAUCAUUGGAGAGUGCCUGGCGCAGACAUGUGUGCCUGAUAGUGCCUUUCCGUCGUGCAAGUGCACCAUCUCGGGCGGAAAAGAUGACCAGAAAGUUAUCGACCUCUCUCCACUUCGCAAGGCUGCUCUGAAAGCGAAUGACACGAACAACCAGUACCAGUAUGAAUGGAAACUGUGCGAUGCACUGAAUCUGCCUCCAGCCACCGGAUCUUGCACUACGGCCGAGGCCGCUGCUGUUUGUCAAAAUGAUCGUGGUAUUUGGAGAUCUACAGGACGUCAAACAAACUCUAGUUUCGAGUUCUCCUCAGGUUAUUGGCAUGUGCGAUAUGGCGAGGGAGAGAAAGCGACCCAGCCGGUAGGUACUCGCCAAACCCGUGCCAUGCUGAUGUGUGAUCCCCUAGUGGAAGGCGAAUUCAAAAUCAUUGCUGAAAGUGACUUGACUUACGCUCUUGCCUUGACCAGCAAGUACGCAUGUCCAGCCAAACCCUCUCCGCCCGCUCCUCCACCCCAUUCCAGUGGACACAAGUUGAGCGUCGGAAGCGUUCUCACCAUCAUCUUCUUUGUUGUGUUGAUAGCUUACAUUGUCGGCGGCGCCGUGUACUUGCGCGGUGCUCGUGGAGCGGAAGGUUUGGAGAUGAUUCCAAACUACACGUUCUGGACAGCUCUACCGGGCUACAUCAAGGAUGGUGUUGUCUUCCUCUUCUCGAUGGGCCGAGCUGACAAAUCGGGUUACGAGACCAUCUAAGUCCACAGCAGCAUCAUCGGCAUCAGCAACACAGCGUGUGCUGCAUCGCUGCCGGAGCUCUGCGCGGAUUGCAGUACGGUACGCCGCAUGUAGGUCUACGUGCAUGUGUACAUACGAGAGUUUAACCGGACGGGCUCUCCUCUCAUCAAGCAAGCAGCGGUGCUCUGCGUCAUUAGGUUUGUCGUAGUCUCCUGUUGUUUGCAGUGCUCCAAGGUGGUGAUUUGCAGUGCGCUUGUGUGUGCAGGCCACGCCCUGUGCAACGUCUUUAUCAUGCGUAUGUGGCCCCUUUCUGCUGCGCUCUGCGGUGUUCGUUCCGUCCCCGUCCGGCUCGUUCUUACAUUCUGUUUCCUUUGUCUUGUUUGUUGUUCAGUACCCCCUGCCCCCUGCCCGCGCUCAUCCUUUCCUGCAUUUCGGCGUUGUUACUUUCUGUUUAUACCGUGCGCCUUUUCCCCCUGUGACAUGUGCUUGGCUAGCUUCUACCUGCACCCUUGUCUAUCUGCUGCUGCUGCUGCUGCUGCUGCUGCUGCUACUGUCGCCGUCGUCGUCGUGGUUGUUUUUAAACAUCCGAAUGUCGUGUGUCUACAAGUAGGUGUAUUUCUGCUCUGCUGCUGCUGCUACUGCUCAAAAUUGCAUGUGUUGCCUCGCCCCGUUUUUUUGCUGCAUCAUCGGCUGUGCAGCCGCCACGCUCUCUCGGGGCUUCCCCGUGCUGGUCUGACCGCGUACGCCGUCUUUCUAGUCUUUCUAGUUGCUACCCCGUCCCGGGUGUGUGUGUACCCCCCUGGAUGUCCGAUGAGAACGCCUUGAGCCGGCUGGCGAUGAUCUGCGACGAAAGCACUGCUUCCACUAAACAUGCACCCCCGGCCAAUAUCCGCGCAGGCGCCAGCGUAGCAGCAGCAGCAGUAGUGGUAGUCUGGUGCGUGCAUGAGGCACCAGAUGCAUGCGCGCACGCACAGCAACCAAAUGUACAUAGAUCUCAGUGGACGUGCUCUAGUACUGGUGCUUCGGCUUGCUUUCCCCCUGUAGUGCAUUGCUAUAUGCAUCUGAUGAUUUUCUAUGCUCGUGACCGAUUCCACUGGCAAAGUUUUUAUAUUUCCAUCUCUUUACAAGCUGUGCAUCGACUGUACUUCAAAGUAUUGUGCAUGCCACUUGCGCAGCCAUGCCUAGUUGAGAUACAGACACUGAGACAGACAGAUCAUAGAGAUGGU
Molecule: messenger RNA, 2206 nt
Organism: Sycon ciliatum
Lineage: Eukaryota; Metazoa; Porifera; Calcarea; Leucosolenida; Sycettidae
Product: cation-dependent mannose-6-phosphate receptor-like
Exons: 7
Coding region: 213-1001 (262 amino acids)
Cellular component (GO): trans-Golgi network
Source: RefSeq, a predicted model, not a curated record